Diabrotica balteata is the source of this 1668-nucleotide messenger RNA. NCBI's taxonomy places the organism in Eukaryota, Metazoa, Arthropoda, Insecta, Coleoptera, Chrysomelidae. The record is from the annotation of a GenBank genome assembly.
AUGGCUCAACAAUUAACCUGUUUGGUUAUUUUCGUAUCGUUGAUUGUGAAAAGUUUACAAGACUGUGAAUAUGUUGAUAAAGCUUUUAAGUGUACAGGAGGUGAUGAUAAAUCGUUAAUGUUUGAUUUUAAUUCGAAGAAUACAAAUGGUGUACAAGUGGAAGAACUCGUAUUUUCAAAAUUGCCGUUGUCGUCAGUAGAACACUUUCUAAAAGCCCUUCCAGAUGAUGUCAAAGACAACACAAAAAUCAUUAGAAUUAAUGAAUGUGAAGUAAGUGAUAUAUCAGAAGAUAUUAAAGACGAUUAUAAGAAUCUACAAGCUUUAGAUCUAAGUAGAAAUAAUAUUGACAGCUUAGAUGUCGUUACAAAACUUUCAGAGGAAUUGAAGGAACUAUAUCUAAGUAAUAAUAAAAUAUCAGUAGUUACUGAUGAUCUUAAACAAUUACAAAAGUUAGAAGUGAUCGAUCUCAGCUAUUGUAAACUAACCAACGUCGAUUUUACUGUAUUUAAAAACAAUUUAAACCUUACAUUAGUCAACGUAUCUCACAACGAAAUCGUAACUUCAGACUCUCAAGAAUACAUCAAAAAUAUCAAAUGUGUCGACCUCAGCUACAAUAAAAUCUCCAAAUAUACCAACAUACCCUCAUUAUGCCUGGACUUAAGUUACACAGAUAUGCCUGGACAUUAUUGGUACAACAUUUCAGAACAAAAUAAAACAGUUUACAUAGAUAAAUUCUACUUUUCUGGCAACAGUAAGUUGAAGUUGUGGGCUACUAAUGUUAAAAAUGAUUCGUUACCAAUAGAGAUAAAAUAUUUCAAUUUAUCUUACUUCCAAGGAGAUGUAACUGAGCUCGAUUUAAAGAAAAUUAAAGUAAGGAACCUUCUUACUUUACAACAUACCGAUAUUGGUAAUUUAGAUAGGUCUAAGUAUGAUUUUCAGCCGUUGUUUUUCGAAGAAGGUAGCAAUGCUACAUUUGAUCUAUCAUAUUGUUCAAUCAGUGACAUUUCUAGUGACUAUUUUCAAAAUUAUAACUUAGGCAGACUCAAUUUGUGUCAUAAUAAUUUCACAAUCUUAAAGAACAGUGUUUUUAAAGACGCUUAUAUCGUCCAGCUGGAUUUGUGUAGUUCUGGGAUUAAAGAAAUCGAAGACAACGCUUUUUUAAACUUACAUGUAGCUACCUUAAAUUUGUCCAACAACGAAAUAAGCAACUUGAAGUUUUUAAAUAACAUAAAUACUGUGAGGUACGUUGAUUUGUCGAAAAAUUACAUCAGAAGUGUCUACUCCAGAGAUUUGGCAUCUCUAAAAGAUCUAAGAAAGAUUAACCUUGGAGAUAACAGCAUCUUAGUGAUAGAAAGAAACAGUUUUGCUUUGGAUAAUAUAAACAGCGUAGAUUUGAGCAACAAUAAAAUAAGGGAAAUAAAAAAUGGCACUUUUGUGAACAUUACAACAUUGCAAGAAGUAUAUCUGGAAGGUAAUAAUAUUGAAAAUAUCGAAAAUGAUUCGUUUGAGUAUUUGCCAUCCCUACAGACUGUCAACUUGGGUGAUACUGACAUUUAUGUUAUCAAACAAAAAGCGUUUUCCAAUGUUCAAAGUCAGAAUUUUAAUCGGAUCUAUCUGAAAAAUAAUGAAGUUAAUGAUUUACAUUUAGUUUGUAAAAUAUUUAAAUAA